Bubalus bubalis (water buffalo) is the source of this 1987-nucleotide messenger RNA. Its product is annotated as protein FAM32A-like. The record is from RefSeq and is a predicted model, not a curated record. The transcript has 2 exons. Bases 152 to 490 code for a protein of 112 amino acids. Gene Ontology annotation, cellular component: nucleolus. Lineage: Eukaryota; Metazoa; Chordata; Mammalia; Artiodactyla; Bovidae.
GGGUAACAAGCAGGGACCCUUGCCAUUUCCCCGGGCUCUCUAUAAAUAGAGAUGUUUCCGCCCCAGACUCAUUCUGAUAGCCAGUCACCGACUUGAGGAGGCUGAGGGCAAGAGGGCUCAAAGGAGAAAUCCGAAUGCAAAGAAGGACAGCAUGGACGCCUACAAGCAGGUCCAAAAGGGACCCCUGAAGCUGAAAGGAGUCACAGAGCUUGGCAUGACCAAGUGGAAGAAGAAAAAGGACACAGACAAGGCAAAACUCCUGGAAACAAUGGGGAAAAUCCAGAGGAACCAGGAGGAGGAGCUGAGGUGCCACCUCGACAAGUGGACCCCAGCCCAGGUGGCCUUUGAGAAGGUGCAGGAGAAGCGACAAAUGGAGAGGAUCCUGAAGAAAGCAUCCAAAACCCACAAGCAGAGAGUGGAGGACUUCAACAGACACCUGGACAUGCUCACAGAGCACUAUGACAUUCCUAAAGUCAGCUGGACCAAGUAGCCACCCCACCCAGGAGAUGGAGUAUUGUCCAGGGGAAGCAGGAAGCAGAGUUGGGAUCAUCUCUGGAGCCUUUGGAAACAUUCUUUUACACACAUCCUUUAGAGUCUUCUGCUGAGCUCGUGCUUAUCAAAGUAAUGGGCUCUUAUUCUGGAACUGCAUUUAAGAGAGACGGCACUUUAAAUUAAAAAAAGAAAAAAGCAACAUCAAUGCGCAAUGGUUCAUGCAGCCUCCAGACCCCUGUGUUCACCAGGAGGCCCACGUGGGCGAGAAGCCCUACGGCUGCCAUCUCUGCCCAAGAAGUUCCCCCACGACUCCACGCUGCACGCUCACCAGAGGACCCACACCUAAGAGAAGCCUUUCUGCUGUGAACACUGUGAAAAGCUUUCAACCACAGUGGGAACCUCAGUGGUCACACUCUGGGCUCGAGCCCUACAUGUGCCCCGAGUGUCACCUGCCUUCUGCUCCCUGGGGUGUCUCAAACCCCCCCAGGAAACCCAUUCCGAACCACUGGCCCAGGACCCUGCCCUCGAGUCCAAGUAGGAAAUUCACAAUGAUUUGUCACUUCUGCAACACAAAGGGUGGAUGACAUGGGAAGAGCUUCGGAGGAUAUUGGGUCCAGGGGCUUCCAUUUACAUGAAUGAGGAGGAUAUUUGAGUGAUGGCUUAUUUUUCCAUUUGGAUUUUGUGUUCUAUUUAGUACAGCGUGUUUCAAUAAGUUUUUGCUUUCUUUUGUUAUUCUUUUACUGAAAGCAUGUCUCAUUAGUUAUCAGAACUUCAUCAUAAAAAUGAGCAUACUGUUGACUGCCUUCCUGUUAGGCGGGACUUCACUGUAAAACUGCAUGUUCCUGGCACAGUGGCCAGGCUCUGGCGUGGAAUUUAAAUUUAAAUAAACACAUUUCUGUCAAAGAGUGUCUGCAUAUUUUCUAAGACUUUUCUACAGGGAAUAGGUGGUGGCCGUGGUUUUGCCUACUUGGCUAUCACUAUGCUGAGAUAGAUUGACUCACGCAAUACUUUUUCGGGGAUUUCUUCCCGAGGUGUUUCGGAAAAGGAAAGCUUCCGAAAGAGAUAGGUGUCAUUCUUUUUUCCUAUUGGUGUACAACUUCUACUCUUCAAAAAGGCUACUUAGAAUCAGGUUUUGUCACACCUUAGCUCAUCAGCUGAUUUUAGAAAAGCCUUUGAAGACUUAUCUGACAAGAACAGAAAGAAGACAGGAGUCAAACCGAUCUGGCUCCCACCAUCAUGUCUAAGACUGCGUCAAACCCUCCAGGCAGCGAGACCAAAAAUUGACGAGAUCAUUGAAACCAGUCCGUUCAUCGCAAAAUGCAUUUCCCAAAGUCCAAAAUCAAUGAAAUGCAAAAGGAAACCGAGGGAUUUCCCGCGCGGCCCAGCGGGUGAGACUCAGCGCUCCCGCGGCAGGCGGCGUGGUGUCCUUCCGCCGUCUGGGAACUGAGACCGCACCUGCCUCCCUGCUUGGCCAAAAACAGAACAACAACAAAAA